Messenger RNA from Punica granatum (pomegranate), 1868 nucleotides. NCBI's taxonomy places the organism in Eukaryota, Viridiplantae, Streptophyta, Magnoliopsida, Myrtales, Lythraceae. The record is from RefSeq and is a predicted model, not a curated record.
AAGCUUGAUUGCUUAAAUUCCAGUUUAGCACGUUUCAUGGCCGAAUUUUAUUAGCAUGGACUCCUCGUACCUAAAUACAUUAUUGGAACAGUCCAACGUUGGUGACCCCCGCGUCAUCCACGCCCGAGCCAUCCGGACCGCCGCCGCGGACCGCUGCCUCCACCACCGCCUCAUCACCCUUUACUCCAAACUCCCCGGCCUCCUGCCCUACUCUGGUCGCCUCUUCUUCACCCAGAUCCCAUUCCCGAACGUCGUCUCAUGGACCUCCCUCAUCUCCGCUCACUCCGCCUCCCCGGCCGCCCUCCGCCACUUCGUCUCCAUGCUGCGCCAACCCACCCUCCCCAACCACCGGACCCUCCCCUCUCUCCUCAGGACCUGCGCCGCCCUCCUAUGCACCCACUUCGGGCUCUCCCUCCACUCCCUGUCCGUCAAGCUCGGCCUCUCCUCCGAGCCCUUCACGGGGUCCGCCCUCCUCAACUUCUAUUUCAAGUGCCGCUCUCCCCGGGACGCACUAGGGGUGUUCGACGAAAUGCUGGAUAGAGACGAGGUCUGCUACUCUGCUGCAAUCGUUGGGCUGGCCCAGAAUUCUCGGCCGGUCGAUGCGCUCUCAGUGUUUGCCGAAAUGAGGAGAGGCGAAAUUGGGUCUACAAUCUAUAGCAUUUCAGGGGCAUUGAGGGCGGCAUCGGAGAUGGCAGCAAUGGACCAGUGCGGGAUUAUUCACUCCCACGCAGUGGUCACGGGUUUCGAUCAGAAUGUAGUUGUUGCUAGCGCUCUCAUCGAUGGGUAUGGGAAGUCAGGAUUGGUUUUAGAAGCUAGGCGAGUUUUCGAUGAGAACUUGCCCAUUAUGAAUAUGGUCGGGUGGAAUGCAAUGAUGUCGGGUUAUGCCCAGCAGGGUGAUAUCGAGCCGGUCAUGGAGCUCUUGCACAAGAUGGAAGGGGGAGGAUUUGUUCCUGACGGGUAUACCUUCCUGGCUAUCCUCUCAGCAUGCUACAAUAGUGCCAGUUCGGCAGAGGAUGUCGAACGGUGGAUCGCUCGAAUGAGGGCUGAUUAUGGACUGGAGCCUGGACUGGAGCACUACACUUGCCUGAUAAGUGCAAUGGCCCGGGCUGGUAGAUUGGAGGAUGCAAAGAGGCUUGCCCUGGCUAUGCCAUUUGAACCCGAUGCUGCGGUGUGGCGGUCAAUCCUAAUGGCCUGCAGACAUCUGGGUGACGCUGACAAGGCAAGGGAAAUGGCAAAGAGACUGCUGGAACUAAACCCCAGCGAUGACUCGGCCUACGUAAUUGCGUCCAAUGCGCUUUCGACUGCAGGAGAAUGGGAUGAGGUCGCUGAGGUGAGAAAAGCGAUGAAGGACAGGAGAGUGAGGAAAGAGGUGGGCCAGAGCUGGGUCGAGACACGUGGGAGGGUCCAUGUGUUUAUGGCUGGUGACCGGCGGCACGAGAGGAGGGGUGAGAUCUAUGCAAAGCUAGAGGAACUGAUGUCGGCUAUUGAGCAGUUAGGUUACGAGCCUAUAAUGGACGAGAUGGUGCAUCACGAGUCGGUAGUUGAGGCAGAGAAGAGGGAGAGGCUUCAGCACCACAGCGAGAAGCUGGCAGCAGCAUUCGGACUCCUGGAGGGUGUCACACCACCCGGUAAGGCACUGAGGAUUGUGAAGAACUUGCGGAUCUGUAGGGACUGCCAUGAGGUGUUCAUGUACAUUAGCAGAGUGGUAGAUAGAGAGAUCAUAGUGAGGGAUGCGAACAGAUACCAUAGAUUUUCCGGUGGUGUUUGUACUUGCCGUGAUUUUUGGUGACCUAACUUCAUACAAUGGUUCCAUUUCUUCAUUUUACAUUUCCAUCAUUUCAUGGGCAAAACACAUCCAAUUUUCUUCA